AUGGCGCUGCCGCUGCUGCCCGCGGCGGGGCUCUGCUGCAGCCGGGCUGUGCCCGCCGCUGCCCGUUCCCGUCAAUUCCUCCUCCUCUCGGCCGCGCCUCAGACCCAGUCCGGCUGGCUCGGCCUUCCGCCUCCUCCGCGGCCGGCAGCUCCCGGCUCUUCCCUCCGGCUGCCCCCGCUGCAGCCCCCCGCCCGGCCCUACAGCAGCGGCGGCGAAGAAGGGGGCAGCGGCGGGGGCCGCGGGAAGCGGAGCGUGGUGGUGGUGGGCGUCCCCAACCCCCUGAUGUGGCUCCGCACCCGCGCCUACUUCUUCCUCAUCCGCGCCUACUUCGACCAGGAGUUCAGCAUCCACGAGUUCACUCAGGGCGCCAAGCAGGCCUUUGCUCUUGUUUCGAAGUUGAUUUCCGAGUGUAAAUAUGAUUUGCUGGAAGGAUUGAUAUCUAAAGAGAUGCUUCAGGUGCUGAAAGAGAAGCUGUCUCGGCUAUCGGAGGACCACAGGAACGCCCUGGCUGCCGACGUGGAUGAAAUAAUGUACACCACAGCUGGAGACGUUGGCAUUUAUUACGACGAUAGCGGAAGGAAGUUUGUCAGCAUCCUGAUGCGUUUCUGGUACCUGACCAGCGCUGACCUUCCGGACGAGACUCCCGAUGGAACCAAAGUCUUCCAGGUUGUUUUUGGCGAUGAAACGACCAAGGAAACGAAGCGCCUCUUAACAGCAAACUACGAGUUCCGAAGAGAAUUUACCCAGGGUGUCAAACCGGACUGGCUGAUUACACGGAUAGAACACCCAAAGCUUUUAGAAUAAAUUCACCGAACACACAGUUUCAUGGACAAUUAUCGAUGUUUGGACAUAUCGAUCGUUUCAAGAUGGAAGCGAUGUAGUCCCUCGGGGCUAGUUUUGUACUUUUCUGAACACAGUAUACAGCUGUGAUGCCUAAUAAUAAAAUGUUUUCCACCAGA
Heteronotia binoei (common prickly gecko) is the source of this 959-nucleotide messenger RNA. RefSeq names its product matrix AAA peptidase interacting protein 1 (gene MAIP1). The record is from RefSeq and is a predicted model, not a curated record. Lineage: Eukaryota; Metazoa; Chordata; Lepidosauria; Squamata; Gekkonidae. Gene Ontology annotation, biological process: inner mitochondrial membrane organization; protein insertion into mitochondrial inner membrane from matrix. The coding region runs from base 1 to 804 and encodes 267 amino acids. The transcript is spliced from 5 exons. Gene Ontology annotation, molecular function: ribosome binding. Gene Ontology annotation, cellular component: mitochondrial inner membrane.